Molecule: messenger RNA, 7817 nt
Organism: Caenorhabditis auriculariae
Lineage: Eukaryota; Metazoa; Nematoda; Chromadorea; Rhabditida; Rhabditidae
Source: the annotation of a GenBank genome assembly
AUGGACGAACCGCCACCCGCGUCCAAUCAUUCAGAGGCCUCGGCUGCCGCCGACCCUUUUGAACAAUUUCAGAGUUGGUUUUCUAUUCUGUUUUGAUUUUUGGCCGCAUUUGGAAUGGCUUGAGGUGUCGCGCUGACAUUUUCAUGUCAUCUUGCGUAAACCGUUUUAGGUCGGGUGCAACUUCAAGGAACGGGAUUGUGUCGCUUUGAGUCAUUCCAAGUGCGGUCAGCAUUAGUGUAAAAGUCUAAAAACAACUUUUUUUCUAUUUUGAUUUCUGGACGCAUUUGGAAUGGCUUUAGGCGUUGCGCUGAUAUAAUAAUGUCUUAUCGCGCAAACCAUUUCAGGUCGAACGCAAGUUCAAGAAACGAGAUUGUGUCGCUUUGAGUCAUUCCAAGUGCGGUCAGCAUUAGUUUUCAAGUCCAAAAAACGUUUUUUUGUCUAUUCUGAUUUUCGGCCGCAUUUGGAAUGGCUUGAGGCGUCGCGAUAUUUUAUGUCGUUUCGCGUAAACCGUUUUAGGUCGGGUGCACGUUCAAAAAGAGCCGCAACGCGACCACGUUUUUAGUAAUUUUGAGUGCGGUCAGCAUUAGUUUUCGAGUCCAAAAACGUAAUUUUCAGUCAUUUUUUGUACAGAACCAAUGUUUAAAAAUCCGAAUUUCACAGUUUGGCUUAACCGCAACGCGACCGCGACGCCUGAGCCAUUCCAAAUGAACAAGCUGUUCCAUUUGGAGAAAAAUGAAUAAUUAUGUCUUUUAUAGGUUUGAAAAACAUUAGGAAAAAUGAAACUUUAGAUCAUUUUUUUUGUAUAGAAAAAACCUAGAGAAUGCCUUUUUUUUAGUAAUUCAAGGAUCAAAAUUAAGAAAACUUCCUUAUGGCGCAUUUAGAAGCCGGGAAAAAUCAAUAAUUCAAAGCUUAGUGUUCCUUUUUUCCGUCAAGGAAAUGAGAUUGCCAGGAAUUAACCAUGAAAGAAAAAAGGACGGAAAAUUGGCUUCGAAACGAUGGUCUUUUUGGCUUUUCCUUCUGUUUUUCGCAUUAAAAAUGAGAUUCCAAAGUGUAGAUUUUCCCAUGGAAAGGUUCUUGCAAAAGUUCAAAGGGUGGGCCUUGAACUUUGGUCGUCAUUUCUAACAAAGAUCCGGCUAACCCACUAGACUAUGUAAUUAAUUGGGGAGGAACGGCAAUUUUUUCGCCUCUUUCUUUUUGAAUAUUUCUUCUCUAGUCGAGCAGAAAUAAUUUGGAACGAGUAAUUGGGUUCUUAGAAAUGGAUCGAAGGUUCUAGGAAUUCUUUGAAGUUUUUAAUUUUUGUGAUUUUUGAAAAAAAAACGUCACCUCUAGUCUUCUCUAGAAAAGGUACUCAAAAACUCCCAUUGCGUCCGAAAUUUGAAAAAAAAGCUCGAAGAGCCAAUAUUUUGAAUAGUAAAGAAGCAUUACGACGCUCCAAAAGACGGCUUUUCAAAUUUGGCGCCACAAAAAUCCAGCCUUGAUUUUUUUAAGCCUGAUUUUUUGAAUUAGUGAAAUAAAAAAUACGAAGCUCCAAAUGACGCUUUUUUCAACUUCGCGCCAAAUUUUUCUGCUUUAAAAAGAACUGCAGAAGAUAAAUAAUGUCACUUUGAAUCCAAAAAGUCAAAGAAAGCCUAAAAAAUUGUUUUUACGAAGCUCCAACUUACGCGCUUUUGAAUUUGGCGCCAAAUUUUUUUUUGCUCUUAUUUUUUCAAUAUUUCUCCAGUUUUUUUUGUCAUUCUCAGUACAUGAUAUAAUAUAGGAGUUCAAAAAAAUUUUUGAAAAAAAUACAAUAAAACUUGAAAAAAAUUUUUAUUCGGAAGGAAGUUUUACGAAGCUCCAACUUACACCAUUUUGAAUUUGGCUCCAAAACUUUUUUCCUCUCAUUUUUUAAAAGUUCUUCAGUUUCUUUUUGUCAUUUACAGUACAUGGUAUGAGUUCAAAAAAAUUUUGCAAAUUACAAUAAAACCUAGAAAUUUCAUUCGGAAGGAAGUUUUACGAAGCUCCAACUUACACCAGUUUGAAUUUGGCGCCAAAUUUUUUUGCUCUUAUUUUUUCAGAAUUUCUCCAGUUUUUUUGUCAUUCACAGUACAUCAUAUGAAUUCCAAAAUGAUUCAAAACACAAUGAAACUUGAAAAAUUUUAUUCGGAAGGAAAUAGUACGAAGCUCCAACUUACACCAUUUUGAAUUUGGCGCCAUUUUUUUUUGCUCGUUUUUUGCUUAUUUUUCAGUUUUUUUUUUCAUUUACAGUACAUGAUAUGAUAUACGAGUACAAAAAUGUUGUAAAAUACAAAGAGUUUGAAUGAGAAGGAAGUAGUACGAAGCUCCCAAUUACACCUCCUCUUCAAAUUUGACGCCAAAGAUGAGCUUUUGACCUUCCGCUUCCAAAAAAGGCCAAACAACAAUUAAAAAAAUGAUCGAACGCCUCUCUUAAUGGAAAAAGCGACUUUUUUUUGGAAAUUUAUGAAAAAGCCAUUUUUGGUUCUGUUUUGACGUGCAGAUGUCACUGGCAGGGUUUCCCCAAUUUUUUUCGGGGUCCAUUUUUUCCCGAAAUUUGAUCAACGGAAGCUUCUCUUGCAUACUAAACUCUCAAUUUUCUGGAAUUUUUUUCGAAUAAGUUUUUCCCAGGAAACUUCCUGGGUUAGGUCAAAGUUACAAUUCAUUUUGAAAAUUUUCGAAUUUUUCACGACAAAAAAAAAUGUUCUUUGACAUUUUAACACUUGUAGGUCAUUUCCGGCCGAAAUCACCCAGGUGGAAUUUUUACCUUUCGUCACUUUUUUUUCUCGUCAUUCUGAAUAUCCCAAGAGUUUCUUUGGCCAUUUUUAAGCUUCAUUAGUUAUUCGUCAUUUUUUGAUAAUUUUUUUGUGAUGUUGAAUCUCGUGGUAAUUUGGUGUUGAUUUUCAUUACCAAAAAAAAAGAUAAUCGAAAAAAAUUAUCAAAGAAUCACUAAAUUAAGCUUUUCAAGUGCUCUUUGCGCCGCAUGAGCCAUUCAAAAUCGGUAGAAAUUCCAGAAAAAAUAUUUUUUUCAGUAGUGAGACUUUUUCCUGUGACGAUGUUCAACAGAAAAGUGUAGUUUUCAGCUUUUUUUUUCUCAUUUUUUGAUCGAUUUUAUCAUGUAUUUUAUAAAUUUACUGUGUUUUUUUGAAGCAGAGAUAGCGAUGUUAUUGAAGAGACGCAGACGCGUUGUUAGACCCUUUUCUGUCUAGUGCUCUCCUCUUUUUCAACACUCUCUAACCAUUCAAUAUUUUCAUUGGUCCUGAAGGGAUGGAAGUGGAAAUAACACUGUUUUUGAAGAGACGCAGACGCGUUGUGAAACCCUUUUCUGUCUGACGCUCUCCUCGUUUUCAACACUCUCUAACCAUUCAAUAUUUUCAUUGGUCCUGAAGGAAUGGAAGUUGAAAUAACACUUUUUUUGAACAGACGCAGACGCGUUGUGAAACCCUUUUCUGUCUGACACUCUCCGCGUUUUCAACACUCUCUCACCAAUUCGUUUCUGAAGAGAAGAAAGAUGAAAUAAUAUUGUUUUUGAAGAGACGCAGGCACCUUCUCUGUCUGAGGCUUACUCUCUCAUCAUCUCUUCCACUUAUUAGUAAAAAUCAAUACUUUUCAGACGAUAUGACGUUCGCCAAAGGGUUCAUGACGAUUGUCUACAUGAUCGUUUUCGUCAUCGGCACGCCUGGGAACAUUUGGAUCAUCUACAAGUUGUUGAGAACUGGGUUCCGAAGCCUUUUUCGAACUUUACCAACAAAAAAAUAAAUUUUCAAGGUUAUGGAGCAAGACCGGAGGCCAACUGACAGUUUCACAAAGAUCAAGGAUCUACAUUUUUGCUCUGGCUUGUUCCGACCAGAUCCUGUUAUUAACUCUGCCGGCAACCUCAAGCUAUAAUUAUUAUGGGACGUGGAAAUUCGGAUCUCUGGUGGGUUGCAGUUUUUGAACUUCUUAGGUUCAGAAAACGGGUUUUUCCUAGAAGAGAUUUUCAAAAUAAUGUUUAGGGCUUUAGGAAAAAAAUAAGAGAAUUUGUCUAUAGUCCAUUCACAGCGACUUUUAACCGUCUGACCUGUCUGCGCCCUCUUGAUCUCUCAUCGGAGAGAGAGAAGAGAGCGCAGACAAGCCGGACAGGUAGCGGAUGAGAGAUAAAACUGUUUGAGAAGAGAAAAAGUGCUUUGAGAAAGAGAGGAAGCCCUCUUGAUCUUUCAGCGGAGAGAGAGAAGAGGGCGCAGAGAGGUCGGAAAAAUUCAAAUUGAAGUAGAUAACAGAUAGAGAUAUUUCAGAAAGAAAGUUGAGCCUUCAAAAAUGAUAAAAAUUGUCUAUAGUCCAUUCAUAACGACUUGAAACCGUCUGACCUGUCUGAGCCCUCUUCAUCUUUCAGAGGUGAGAGAGAAGAGAGCGCAGACAAGUCGGAAAGGUUCAAAUUGAAGCGGUUAAUAGUAAGAGAUACUUGAGAAGGAAAUUUGAGUCUUCGAAAUUAAGAAAAAUUGUCUAUAGUCCAUUCAUAACGACUUCGAACCGUCUGACCUAUCUGCGCCCUCUUGAUCUCUCACCGGGGAGAGAGAAGAGAGCGCAGAGAGGUCGGAAAAAUUCAAAAUGAACCAGACGAGGGCAGAAGCCAUUUAAGAAGGGAUAUUAAAGAUUGAAAAUUGAGAAAGUUUGUCUAUAGUUCAUUCAUAGCCACUUGAAUCCGUCUGAGGUGUCUAAGCCCUCUUGAUCUCUCAUCGGCGACAGAGAAGAGAGCGCCGACAAGCCGGACAGGUAGCGGAUAAGAGGAAAAGCUGUUGGAGAAGGGAAAGAGCAUCUCAAGAAAAAAGAUAGCUCAAAAAAUGUGAAGAAUUGUCUAUAGUUCAUUCAUAGCGACUUGAAACCGUCUGACCUGUCUGAGCCCUCUUGAUCUUUCAUCGGUGAGAGAGAAGAGAGCGCAGACAGGUCAGAACUCAAGACCCGCUGAUCCCCGUCAAAUUUCCGACCAGUUGAGCCAACUAGAUUCCAUUUUUCCAGGCCUGCUACUCGAUCAGAUCCGUCGAAAUCUUCGCCAAACUGUUCUCAGUAGUCCUUCUAACAGUGAUGAGCCUGGAGCGGUACAUCAUCGUCUGCACCAAGUGAGUUUUUGGCUUGAAACCGGGACGAGUCGGUACAAUGGACUUUCAGGCUUCGACACAUCUACCAGGCUUGGAUGUCGUUGGUGCCGCUGGCCUUGGGCACACUUUUCGGUGUCGUCCUGCCGACCACCAUUCAUUUUUGCUAUCUGCAACAUUUUCGCUUUGAUAUGUUCGGCGAGGAGGUCGAUGUUCCCGCUGAGGAGGUACCUUUUUCGAUGAACUGGAAGAAAAAAUCGAAUUUCCUUCAAAAUGACACAAAAUUCAUCUGGAUAGGAAGGCUCUGAGAAGCCCAUGAAAGCUCCAAAAAAGGCGCUUACUUUUUGGAUCAUCUUCCGAAGUUCUAGUAACUCGUUUAAAGCUCAAUUGUUCUCAUAGGUCUCUUGAAAGCUAAAAAUAGCUCGGAAGCCAAGGUAUAACAGUUAGCUUCAAACUACCCCCUAGAAAAAAUUCAUUUCAGCCAGAAACCUGGCUCUGCCUUCCCAACAUGACGGACCGCAUCUUCAACGCCUUCGCUCAAUACACCUUCCUUGUCGGUUUCAUCGUCCCGUUUGUCAUCAUGACGAUCUGCUACAUUCUUCUGGUCCGACACGUCAAACGGAAGUACAAACUUCGUCGAGGUAGAAAUUCUUUUUUUUUUCUGAACUUUCGAUUUUUUCUCUUUCUAGGAGAUACUGGAAGCCUUGUUCUUCCGAAUUUUCAUCCAGAUAAUGAUAAAAAUUUUUGCAAAAAAAGUUGGUCACCUAGAGGAGUUGAACUCGGAACCUUCUGACCUGUAUUUUGGGUCACAAACCACUAGACCAUGACUUGAUUUUUACUCUGGAUUGGAUUGAACUUGUUAAUGUCCCUAAAUUAUGUCUCAUUUAUUUGCAAAAAAAAGUUUGGCGCCUAGUGGAAUUGAACUGGACCCUCUGAUUUAUAUUCUGGAUUACUUACCACUAGACCGUGGCUUGAUUUUUACUCUAGAUAGUAUGGAAAUCGAUAUUUUUAGAGAUUUAUAUUCUGGAUUACUUACCACUAGACCGUGGCUUGAUUUUUACUCUAGAUAGUAUGGAAAUCGAUAAUUUUCUCGGAUAACAUCCCAUUUAUUUGCAAAAAAAGUUGUCGGCUAGCGGAAUUGAACUCGAGACCCUUUGAUCUAUAGUUUGCCUCACAUGCCACUAGACCGUGACUUGAUUUUUACUCUAGAUAAUAUUGGAAUUCGUACUGUUCCGCUACUAGACUAUGUCCCAUUCGAUUGCAAAAAAAAGCUGGUCGCCUAGCGGAGUCGAACUCGGGACCCUCUGAACUAUAUUCUAGCUCACAUACGACUAGACCAUGACUCUAUUUUCAUCCUAGAUAAAAGAUGAAAUCGGUGAUGUUCCUAGAUUAUGUCCCAUUUAUUUGCAAAAAAAGUGUUUUUCAUCUAGAGGAAUUGAACUGAUCUAUGUUCUAGACCACAUACCACUAGACCAUGAUUUCAACUUUGUGAACUUUCAGCUCUAUCCCCAGCCGCCAGUGCGAAAUCUUCAAAAGAGCCUCGCUACAUGAGCGAAGUCCGAAAGAGCAUCUGGCGCAUUGCUGUGAGUUUCUUUUCGAUCAUGACGUCACUAUUAUCUUGAUGACGUCAUUAGUUUCUUUGAUGACGUCAUUAAAGUAGUUAGAGCCUUGAGAAUGGUUGGAACGUCAUUGAAAUAGUUAAAACGCCUAGAAAAAGCAAAAAAUUAGACAAUUAAACUUCUUUGUAUUCUCAAUUUGAUUUGUGGAGUUUUUUUCCGUUAUGACGUCAUAAAAAUAAUUGUUGACGUCAUUCUUCUUGAAAAUCGCUUUAUGACGUCACCAAAUUUCCAGGUCUUUCACUUUGUGUGCUGGGCACCCUUCUGGGGCUUUACUAUGCUGCCUCACUACAUCUCCUGGUGGGCGCCGACGUCGCCAGAAGCCCCAUCGACGGCGGCGCCGACGGAGAGCGACAUGAACGACAUGGUCGAGCCGUUGUGGUUCGUCUACUGUCGGCUCUUCGCCAACUGCCUGCCCUACAUUAACGCCGCCGGUUAGUUGGACUUUUGGUGUACCGACUUGCGCCGGUUUGAAGCUCAAGUUGCUCAAGAACGUACCUUUAAAAAGCUCUUACUGUCAAAUUUUUGAUUAAAUUUUUCCCUAUGCUCCUUUAAUUACUUCGAGAACGUGUUUUGAUUUCAUCUGCAUCUUUAAAUUUAGUGAUGACGUCACUGACGUCAAAAACAAAGAUCUCACUUUUGAAAAUAGUGACGUCAUGUUUUUCGAGUUAUUUUGGUGAUAAUGAAGCAAAUUUUUGGACUUUAAUGACGUCAUGAAAAUCGUAACUUUCGAUAGUGACGUCAUGACUUUGUUUAUUUUUUACUUUCCGAUAUAAUUUCACUGAAUAUGACUCGAUAAAUUUGAUAAAUAUGUCAAAAAGACGCUUUCCAACGAUUCAAAUUUUAGAGAAAAAUAGUUGAAAUUUACUUUUGAAGAUAGUGACGUCACAAAUUCAUAAACUUUUUCGAGAAAGGUCAAAAUUUGAAAAAUUUUAGCGUCAGAAUCAUUUUUAGCAAUGCUUAAAAAUUUCAAAGGUUUAUUUUUCUGUAUAAUUGUUGAUUUUUUUCAGGAAACUGGGUACUGUAUGCACUUCUCAACGUCGACGUCCGCAAACACAUCUACAACCAGCCGAAAAAGAAGCGCCGCUUCACGAUCAAAUUCAAGCCGUCAAUAAUAAUUCGUCUAAUUAUUAACUGA